AUGAGAAGCUUGCAGGCCAAUUUUGAUAACCUGGUUAAUAUGCUAUCAGAAUUGUACUUUCCUGUAUCUGUAACAGGAGAAACUGAGACAAAGCUUAAGAAUGACCGAGAAAUUAUGCUAAAUAUUAACAUCACAGCUUACAGUUUCUUGUUCCAACCAAGCUAUACCAAUGCAGGAGAUGUUGGCUUCUACAUAAAGAAUAAUCUUGGAUACAUUCAUAGGUCGGAUCUCUCAGCCUUAGGUCAAAAUGAUUAUGAAUCACUAUGGAUCGAAAUUCAAAAUGAUACAGGGCACAACACCAUUUGUGGGGUUUUCUAUAGGCACCCCCAUGGUAGUUUGGAUAACUUCCUAAAUCACCUUAACAUGAUAGCUGAUAAGAUUCAACGUCAAAAGAAAUACUGUGUUUUGUAA
Messenger RNA from Porites evermanni, 411 nucleotides. Lineage: Eukaryota; Metazoa; Cnidaria; Anthozoa; Scleractinia; Poritidae. The record is from the annotation of a GenBank genome assembly.